AUGGUACAAACAAAUAUACACGUUUUUUUUACCCUAUUAAUAUGGAUAUUCCAGUAUUUCUAUGAGUUAACACUCUCAGAAAAAUCAUGCAUUAAGAAAAUGAACUUAAAUAAUACAUCGAAUGUAAGGGUAAGAAGAUUAUUAUAUGGAAAAACAUAUGCCGAUUCUCAACAUAUAGACUUUCUUUUAAAAGAUAAGUUUCAAGACAAUUAUCUAAACUCAUAUGAUUCAUUAAAUAUUAGGGAUUAUUUUGAAAAUUCAACUGAUUCAUUAAUGUCUGAUAAUUAUCUUCAUACUUCUCAUGAAGAAUUAGAACGAAAACCAUCUGGAAUAAAAAAAUAUGAGUUCAGGAAAAAAACUGGAUAUUCCAGUAGAGGUAAUUAUUUGAAGAAACUAAAUGCAAAAUACGACAGCGAAAUAGUAAAACUAUUGGAUUCUUUAUUUAAAACGUCAAAUGAAUAUGAAAAUAUACGUAAGUUAAAGUUUAAAAAUAUUCUUAAGGUCUGUAGUCCAGUUAUAAUAUCCAGUUUACUUAUCGCAUCUAUGAUGGUGUUAUCCCAGUAUAGUUCAUUUUCUAUGUUAUUAUCAAUUCCUUUGUUUAUUUUAACUGUAGUUUAUGUUACCUAUAAAUUAGCGAAAAAUAUGAAGAUGCGCCAUCUGAGAAAAUAA
Molecule: messenger RNA, 669 nt
Organism: Plasmodium malariae
Lineage: Eukaryota; Apicomplexa; Aconoidasida; Haemosporida; Plasmodiidae
Product: Plasmodium exported protein, unknown function
Exons: 2
Coding region: 1-669 (222 amino acids)
Source: RefSeq, a predicted model, not a curated record